AGCAAGACAAGGUCGCCGGCGGGGCAGGCUGCUAUAUAUUGAGCCGCGGGUAGCAAUCGCGAUCAGUAGUUUGCCUCCUCAGCUCGUGAAACCAUGAGAGUUCUGACUGUCAUCGCUCUGGGUCUGAUCGCCCUGGCCGCCGCCCGACCCUCUGACAUCAUCGACUUCGAGGAGGACCACAUGGAGCACGAGCAGGAGGGCGUGCCAGGAACGGCCGUGGAGGGCGAGUACUCGUGGGUAGCGCCCGACGGGAACGAGUACUACGUCAAGUACGUCGCCGACCGUUUCGGUUACCGCAUCGUCGAGGACAACGUUCUGCCAGAGUUCCGUGACGCCAAACCUGACGGUGAAAUGGCCGAGGACGAUGACGACGACGACGCUGCUGAAUUCCGUGCUGAUGAGGACGAGGAGGACGAUGACUAAACGAAAUAUAAUGUAAAAUAUAUUACGAAAUUACUUCCAUGUAAAAUACAGGAGGAAUAAAAACUUACUUUAA
This is a messenger RNA of Penaeus monodon (black tiger shrimp), 496 nucleotides long. RefSeq lists its product as uncharacterized. The record is from RefSeq and is a predicted model, not a curated record. The coding region runs from base 94 to 423 and encodes 109 amino acids. NCBI's taxonomy places the organism in Eukaryota, Metazoa, Arthropoda, Malacostraca, Decapoda, Penaeidae. The transcript has 2 exons.